UACACACCCAGUAUGACAUUUAAUAUAAAUUACCUUAUCUUCAGUCAGUACGCCUUGCUCUAAUCAUGUCAGGCUUACGUGACAAUGGCGGCCCGUUAAUAUCAAGUGUACGAACUCUUGGGAAGAUGAGGGAGGAUACAUUGCAAAAAUACAACGUUUUAGAAGGGCCCCAGACUGUGACAGACUGAGGCGGGCCAUGGCGAGUCCAAAACGCAGGGCUCCCCCUACAACAAUGGAGAUUAUACUUCCUCCUCCUGAUGAAAGUGUUCAAAUGAACAAUGACUGGAAUGAUCAAACAGAUGGAGAAGCGAGCGAAUUUGAAGAGUCUGUGUCGAGCCUUUACUCAGAAGAGAGCACGAGUGACGGGUUUGUGGAGGAGGAGGUUGAUGAGGAGAUGGAGACGAACAGUGAGGAGGAACUGAGAAUCAGAGAGGGUGACAGAAUAGAAGACCGCAGUCCUCUCGAAGCUACAUGUAUCUCUCUCACAACUGCAGAUUGCGAAGCAGAAGAAGAAGAAGAAGCAGACGAAGAAGCAGAAGAAGAAGCCAUUUUACAUCAGUAUAGGGAUCAAGAUUUGGGGAAGGGAAUAGUUCUCAAAGUACCUACAGGGGCGUCUGACAUCGACUGCCAUGUUGAGCCUGUAUGUGCGGAAGAUAGGACACUGAUGCUUGAUGAGUUUUCCCGGACAGAUAAUGACAUGAUGGUCAGUGAUCUGUACAGGGUCGUUGGGAAUGGUUUCCCUCAGGUAAACAAUACACCAUACAAACUCCAGCUACCCCUGCACCUGCCAUCCACAAAGCUAGACAAAAGAGAUCUGUUGCAAUUUAUGGUCUUCAAAAAGUGGGAAGCGUGGACGUCUGAUGAAGCUAAUUAUGAGGAUGAUCUUGCAUGCUUUCACGUAGAGAAUUUACACUACUUCGUGGUGUAUGCCAGGCAGCGUGGAGAGGUUAUCAAUAUCACACCAAGAGGAUACACAUUCGUUUCAAGCAAAGAUCAAAGGAUUCGAGUCGAAGUACCAGAUGGAGCCGUGGACACGGAAAUGACUAUUUCCAUCCAGAUUCAGCCGACCAGCAUGAACAGACUGGAAUGGUACAGAGCUUAUGACCCGGGCGUUUGUGAGGGAAUAUAUGCUCUAUCUGACAUACUAUCUGUACGAUAUGCAGUUGGAAGAGCUUUCAAUAAACCCGCGGAGGUGGAACUGCCAAUUGAAGAUACUGGAUCGGACGAGGUGGAGGUAAACUGGUUGAAUGUCGAAAAUGGGGUUUACAGUGUGUCUUCGGGUGACAAUGGAAUAAGCAAUGGAUCUGUGAGAAUGUCACACGACACUACCGGUACAAACAGGGCCCCAGAAUGUAACAGACUGAGGCGGACCAUGGCGAGUAUAAAACGCAGGGUUCCCCCUACAACAAUGGGGAUUAUACUUCCUCCUCCCGAUGAAAGGUCUGUGUCCAGCCUUUACUCAGAAGAGAGCAAGAGUGACGGGUUUGUGGAGGAGGAGGUUGAUGAGGAGAUGGAGACGAACAGUGAGGAGGAACUGAGAAUCAGAGAGGGUGACAGAAUAGAAGACCGCAGUCCUCUCGAAGCUACAUGUGUCUCUCUCACAACUGCAGAUUGUGAAGCAGAAGAAGAAGAAGAGGAAGAAGAAGCAGACGAAGAAGAAGAAGCAGAAGAAGAAGCCAUUUUACAUCAUUACAGGGAUCAAGAUUUGGGGAAGGGAAUACUUCUCAAAGUACCUACAGGGGCGUCUGACAUCGACUGCCAUGUUGAGCCUGUAUGUGCUGAAGAUAGGACACUGAUGCUUGAUGAGUUUUCCCGGACAGAUAAUGACAUGAUGGUCAGUGAUCUGUACAGGGUCGUUGGGAAUGGUUUCCCUCAGGUAAACAAUACACCAUACAAACUCCAGCUACCCCUGCACCUGCCAUCCACAAAGCUAGACAAAAGAGAUCUGUUGCAAUUCAUGGUCUUCAAAAAGUGGGAAGCGUGGACGUCUGAUGAAGCUAACUAUGAGGAUGAUCUUGCAUGCUUUCAAGUAGAGAAUUUACACUACUUCGUGGUGUAUGCCAGGCAGCGUGGAGAGGUUAUCAAUAUCACACCAAGAGGAUACACGUUCGUUUCAAGCAAAGAUCAAAGGAUUCGAGUCGAAGUACCAGAUGGAGCCGUGGACACGGAAAUGACUAUUUCCAUCCAGAUUCAGCCGACCAGCCUAAGCAAACUGGAAUGGUACAGAGCUUAUGACCCGGGCGUUUGUGAGGGAAUAUAUGCUCUAUCUGACAUACUAUCUGUACGAUAUGCAGUUGAUAGAGCUUUCAAUAAACCCACGGAGGUGGAACUGCCAAUUGAAGAUACUGGAUCGGACGAGGUGGAGGUAAAAUGGUUGAAUGUCGAAAAUGGGGUUUACAGUGUGUCUUCCGGUGACCAUGGAAUAAGCAAUGGAUCUGUGAGAAUGUCACACGGCACUACCGGUACAAACAGGGCCCCAGACUGUAACAGACUGGGGCGGACCAUGGCGAGUCUAAAACGCAGGGUUCCCCCUACAACAAUGGAGAUUAUACUUCCUCCUCCUGAUGAAAGAGUUCAAAUGAACAAUGACUGGAAUGAUCAAACAGAUGGAGAAGCGAGCGAAUUUGAAGAGUCUGUGUCUAGCCUUUACUCAGAAGAGAGCACGAGUGACGGCUUUGUGGAGGAGGAGGUUGAUGAGGAGAUGGAGACAAACAGUGAGGAGGAACUGAGAAUCAGAGAGGGUGACAGAAUAGAAGACCGCAGUCCUCUCGAAGCUACAUGUAUCUCUCUCACAACUGCAGAUUGUGAAGCAGAAGAAGAAGAAGCAGACGAAGAAGAAGCAGAAGAAGAAGCCAUUUUACAUCAUUACAGGUAAUGCAUGGAA
Molecule: messenger RNA, 2884 nt
Organism: Haliotis rufescens (red abalone)
Lineage: Eukaryota; Metazoa; Mollusca; Gastropoda; Lepetellida; Haliotidae
Exons: 16
Coding region: 197-2875 (892 amino acids)
Source: RefSeq, a predicted model, not a curated record